AUGUCUUUGGUCAAUUCUUCAUCUACUCCAACAGAUCAAGUCGCCAAACAACGCGAAAUUCCCACGAGAUGCAAUUGCGGUGAGGCAGUGUCUCGUUUCACUUCAAACACAGUUAAAAAUCCAGGAAGAUUAUUUCAUCGUUGUCCGAUGGGAUCUGAGAAGUCGGUUCUUGAGGAAAUUGAAGACUUCCAUGACCUGUUUGACGUGCUGCUUGUUGACAAUAUCAAGUUUCAGAAAUCAGUGAGAGCUGGUGAGGCCAUGAUGAAAGGUCAUGAGAUUAGAAUUGAAGAGAUGGAAGAUGCAAUUGCACGUUGUGAAGAGAAGAUCACAUAA
Messenger RNA from Brassica napus (rape), 333 nucleotides. RefSeq lists its product as uncharacterized. Gene Ontology annotation, molecular function: zinc ion binding. Bases 1 to 333 code for a protein of 110 amino acids. The record is from RefSeq and is a predicted model, not a curated record. The transcript is spliced from 2 exons. Lineage: Eukaryota; Viridiplantae; Streptophyta; Magnoliopsida; Brassicales; Brassicaceae.